AUGGAUGAAGAAUACGAUGUGAUCGUGCUGGGCACCGGCCUCACCGAAUGCAUCUUGUCGGGCAUCAUGUCUGUGAAUGGGAAGAAGGUGCUGCAUAUGGACCGGAACCCCUACUAUGGGGGCGAGAGCUCCUCCAUCACACCCCUGGAGGAGCUGUAUAAGCGUUUUCAGUUGCUGGAGGGGCCACCGGAGUCGAUGGGCCGGGGCCGAGACUGGAAUGUUGAUCUGAUCCCCAAAUUCCUCAUGGCCAAUGGGCAGCUGGUAAAGAUGUUACUGUACACAGAAGUGACUCGCUACUUGGACUUCAAGGUGGUGGAAGGCAGCUUCGUCUAUAAGGGAGGCAAGAUAUACAAAGUGCCAUCCACUGAAACCGAAGCCUUGGCUUCCAAUCUGAUGGGGAUGUUUGAGAAAAGGCGCUUCCGCAAGUUCCUGGUGUUUGUGGCAAACUUUGAUGAGAACGACCCCAAGACCUUUGAGGGCGUCGACCCCCAGAGCACCAGCAUGCGCGAAGUCUACCGGAAGUUUGACUUGGGCCAGGACGUCAUUGACUUCACUGGCCACGCCCUGGCGCUCUACCGCACCGAUGACUACUUGGACCAGCCUUGUCUCGAGACCAUCAACCGCAUCAAGUUGUACAGCGAGUCCCUGGCCCGGUAUGGCAAGAGCCCAUAUUUAUACCCACUGUAUGGCCUUGGAGAGCUGCCUCAGGGCUUUGCAAGAUUGAGUGCCAUCUAUGGGGGGACAUAUAUGCUGAACAAACCUGUGGAUGACAUCAUCAUGGAGAAUGGCAAGGUGGUGGGUGUGAAGUCUGAGGGAGAGGUGGCCCGAUGCAAGCAGCUGAUCUGUGAUCCCAGCUACAUUCCAGACCGUGUGCGGAAGGCUGGCCAGGUUAUCCGAAUCAUCUGCAUCCUCAGCCACCCCAUCAAGAACACCAACGAUGCCAACUCCUGCCAAAUCAUCAUCCCCCAGAACCAGGUCAACAGGAAGUCAGACAUCUAUGUGUGCAUGAUCUCCUACGCACACAAUGUGGCUGCUCAGGGCAAGUACAUCGCCAUCGCCAGCACCACGGUGGAGACCUCGGAGCCCGAAAAGGAGGUUGAGCCGGCCCUGGAGCUACUGGAGCCCAUUGACCAGAAGUUUGUGGCCAUCAGUGACUUGUACGAGCCCAUUGAUGAUGGUUCUGAGAGCCAGGUGUUCUGUUCCUGCUCCUACGACGCCACCACACACUUUGAGACAACUUGCAACGACAUCAAAGACAUCUACAAGCGUAUGGCAGGCUCCGCCUUUGACUUUGAGAACAUGAAGCGCAAACAGAACGAUGUCUUUGGAGAAGCUGACCAGUGA
Pipistrellus nathusii (Nathusius's pipistrelle) is the source of this 1344-nucleotide messenger RNA. Lineage: Eukaryota; Metazoa; Chordata; Mammalia; Chiroptera; Vespertilionidae. The record is from the annotation of a GenBank genome assembly.